AUUGUCACCAAAUUUAUUUUCUGUUUCAAACGUUUUCCCUACUGAGCGUAAUUUUUAGCGGUUAGAAAAUAAAGAAAUUUUGAAAUACUGAGUUUAAAUAGUUUUGCUAUAGAUUGUAAAAUUAAGCAUGUAUGAUGUCUAAAUGUUUACGUGAAGAAUCAAGGUCGUAAUUUUAUGAAAGGUAUCGGGGCGUGCCGCAGUGUUGAUGGAAGGUGUCGGGAGUGCCGGCGACACGGAGCUCGCUGAGCGCCUGCGCUCCCACGACCCGGAGCAGUUCCACACCCUGGUGCGCAUGCACCUCUCCUUCCUGCUUGACCUCAGCACGGACGACGGCGAGAGCGGCGUGGCGGAGAAGAGCUGGCUCCGCACCCUGAGGCCCGGGUGGCUGUCCCUGGCCAGGAAGUCGCGGGGCGCCGCCAGGGCGGCAACGGGGCCGACGCUCACGCAGGAGAGUGUCCGCCAGGUGUACCAGCUCAUCGAGUUCCUGUCUCUGGAGCAGAAUGUGUGCCAGGAGGGCAUAUUCCGGCGUUCUGGCAGCGUGCUGCGGCAGCAAGAACUGAAGCAGCGGCUGGGCAAGGGGGAGCCUCUGCAGCUGGACCAGGGACACUUCUCGGUGCAUGACUGUGCGUCCGUGCUCAAGAGCUUCCUGGCGGAACUGCCAGAAUCCUUGUUGACGGAUGCCCACUACCCUGCCUACUGCCAUGUUGCAGGACUGUGUGGGGUGAGCGGGAGGGAGCCCCGCCUCCUCCUGGUGCUGCAGCUACUGCUGCUGCUGCUCCCGGGAGAGAACCGGGCACUGCUCCGGGAUCUGCUGCUGCUACUGCACCUGGCCGCCAGUCGUCCCACCAACAAGAUGACUGCAGACACCCUCGCGACUCUCUUCACCCCGCACCUCCUGUGUCCACGCAAGUUGUCCCCGGAAGAGUUCCACGCCAGCGCCCAGACCAUGUCUCGGGUUGUGGCAUUCAUGAUCCAGCAGGGGUCUGCGCUCUUCCAGAUCCCUGCUCCUCUGGCGGUGGACAUUCGCGCCUACUGGCUGGAGCGUCACAAGAGGCGGCUCUCUCACUUGAGGGACGGGGCCGAGGCCAGCACAGUAUUCUCGUUUGUGGACCGGGAGCGCUCGGUGGAGAGUGGGGACGCCAACCCCACCCAGAUGGCUCUGGCAGAGCUGUACGCCCACGUGCAGGCCCUACCGGAGUCGGGCCACAAGCGACGCCUGCUGAAGCACUUCCAGCGCCGCCAGCCGGCUCUGUCGUCAAGCCUCGCUAGCUGCAUCAAGAGACACUUAUUCAACCGGGUCAAGCGCAGGGGUCAUGAGGUUAUGUCUGCAGUGCAAUCACUCAGUAUACCAGGCAGCCCCGGCCGGGAGCUGUCCAGCUCUGACGACGGGAGCGGACCGCUGUGCGGGUCUCUGCUCCGGUCCCGCCGCUCGCAGUCGGUGGUGCGGCAGCGGCGGCUGCGCCCCCGGGUGACCAGUCUCACGUACCAGGAGGCAAGCGUGAGUAGAACCUCCCCUAGCGUGGCCUGGACCACCAGCACCCCUGCCGGGGGGAGGGCGGUCACCCCGGGCGACAGCUCCUCCAUGUCCCCCAUCACCUGGUCCGCGCACAGGAUGCCCCGGGCCAUGCAAGAGACGAUGAUGACGCCGCGAAGUCGCAAACCGGUGCUGCUGGUGUCGGGCUCCAACAUCUGUCGACUGCCGGAGGGCGAGGACUCCGGUGGCGCUGGCUCGGCAGAUGGGGAGAACUCUUGCAACGAUGCCGCGGGUAUGGGCGACAUCUCGACAGAAGACAAUGCCGGCACGGUGGAGGACGAGGAUGGCGACACUGUGGACCAGGCCAGUUUGGAGGCCGGUCAACGCAGGCUCUGCUGCGCGGACUCAGGCGGGGGGAGUGCCUGCUCGGCCGAGGGCAGCUGCAGCACCUGCGGUGGAUCCCUCACGAGUGUUUUUCGCUCGUACCUGUUGAGCCGCAGCGUCCUGACUGCCAGUCCCGUCGAUCUCAGCUUCUCCAGCCGCACCGACGACUAUGACUCGUCCAAGGAAGAUGUUCCACUUAAGGAGGAUGCUCUGGCAGAGUCCCUUCAACUAUACGACCAUUUGACUUCCUCUCGGGAAGUCCUCCAGAGGGAAGACACCCAAACAAAGUCCCUCCAGCUCUCUAACCAAUACACUGCCCCUCGAGAGAAGCUCCAUGAAACAUCUCUGUGAUCUCAUGUUCUCAUGUGUAUUCCAAACCAAAGUAAAGUUACUGGUAAUCAGUGUUAAACUAUACAACACUCUGGUAAAUGUUUACGAAAAUUCAUAAAAAUUUACACAAGUUGUGUAGUCAUCAGAAAGAGUUUUUAUAGUUAACAUAAAAAUGAAUUUUUGUAUCAUAGUUGAACUAGUCAUUUUAUUUUUGAACUGUAGUGUAUAUAUUUUUUAAUAUUUUUAACUAUCGACAAGUUAGAAUGUGCAUAUUGCUUUAGUAGGUAGGUACCCUAAAAACCGAAAUAAAAUUUACCAAAAGGGGUGUUUAAAUAACACACAAUAUGUGCAAAAAGUAGGUACUAAAACAUAAAAGUAAUACAAACAUUAAUGUAAAAAUAUAUAAGGUUAUUUUUAAAA
Bacillus rossius redtenbacheri is the source of this 2608-nucleotide messenger RNA. It is a transcript of the gene RhoGAP54D, whose product is annotated as rho GTPase-activating protein 19. The transcript is spliced from 10 exons. Gene Ontology annotation, molecular function: GTPase activator activity. The coding region runs from base 206 to 2209 and encodes 667 amino acids. Gene Ontology annotation, cellular component: cytoplasm. NCBI's taxonomy places the organism in Eukaryota, Metazoa, Arthropoda, Insecta, Phasmatodea, Bacillidae. Gene Ontology annotation, biological process: regulation of small GTPase mediated signal transduction; signal transduction. The record is from RefSeq and is a predicted model, not a curated record.